AUGUAUGAUGGCAACUUCCACACAACGUGUGUUUUCGCAACUGUCCCCGCUCAAUUUAUACCAGGGCGUACAGGAGCCGGUCUUUUAAUCCUAAACGGCUUCACGUUUUAUAUGAAGAACCAUCAAGCUCAUGGGAAAAAGCAGUGGUAUUGUUCUUCAAGAGACGUACAUGGUUGUCGUGCUGACGUAAUAACGUACAAAGGAGUUGACGGAAUAUUCUACCUACCAUCGCAUAGAACUGGGAGCAUGGUCCUCAUAUUCAAAGACAACAAAUUUUGGAUCAACAAUCGAUACCAGAACACAAUCAAUUGGACUUGCAGAGACAGGAAGAGGCUUGGAUGCAAUAGCUGUGUACAGACAUCGCUGGAAGGACGCUAUAUCAAGCAUAAAGGAUUUCACAAUCAUCCUGAUAACUACACGAAGUAUAAUUUCAAUAACUGAUGUAAGUACAAUUCAUUGCCGAUCAUAACUUCUGUUGAAAGCUGUAGGGGUAAGCCGUUUAAAUAAAUUGAUUUACAUAUUAAUAGACAGACACUAUCAUGUCACU
Messenger RNA from Hyposmocoma kahamanoa, 547 nucleotides. RefSeq lists its product as uncharacterized. The coding region runs from base 1 to 441 and encodes 146 amino acids. The transcript has 3 exons. NCBI's taxonomy places the organism in Eukaryota, Metazoa, Arthropoda, Insecta, Lepidoptera, Cosmopterigidae. The record is from RefSeq and is a predicted model, not a curated record.